Messenger RNA from Striga hermonthica, 1212 nucleotides. The record is from the annotation of a GenBank genome assembly. Lineage: Eukaryota; Viridiplantae; Streptophyta; Magnoliopsida; Lamiales; Orobanchaceae.
AUGGGAGCUGAGAAGAAAUGGCUGUUCAUCCUGUUUUCGGGGGCUUUCAUCACUUUCCUAAUAUUCCUGUCCUUCAUAAUGGGCUUCAGCUUCCCGUAUUACUACGGUCUGCCGCCGCACAAGCAGUUCGCGACCACGGUGAAUCACGGGCCGGGCCACCCGCCGUCCUUUGCUUACUACAUAUCGGGCUCAAGAGGCCAGGGCGAGAGGCUGUUCCGCCUCCUGCUGGCGGUGUACCACCCGAGGAAUAGGUAUCUGCUGCAUAUAUCGGCCGACGGUAGUGAUGAGGAGAGGCUCAGGUUAGGGACGCUGGUGAAAUCCGUGCCGGCCGUCCGGGCCUUUGGGAAUGUGGAUGUGAUUGGGAAGCCCGAUCCGAACACGUACAUGGGAUCCACGAACCUGGCGGCUGUCCUCAGGGCGGCGGCGGUUUUGCUGAAGCUGGACGGUGGUUGGGAUUGGUUUAUUACUCUCAGCGCCAUGGAUUACCCGCUGGUCACGCAGGAUGACAUGUCCCAUGUGUUCUCGUCAAUUAGGAGAGACCUGAACUUUAUCGAUCACACUAGUGACCUGGGAUGGAAAGAAGGUCAAAGGAUUCAACCGAUUGUAGUGGAUCCGGGUGUUUAUUUGGCCCGGAGGGCUCAAAUAUUUCACGCAACUGAAAAGCGGCCAAUGCCAGAUGCUUUCAAGGUGUUCACAGGUUCACCAUGGGUUGUCUUAAGUCGAUCCUUCCUCGAAUAUUGCAUCUUCGGCUGGGACAACCUACCUCGUACCCUUCUAAUGUACGCCACAAACGUCGUUCUAGCCCAAGAGGUCUACUUCCACUCUGUCAUCUGCAAUUCCCAAGAAUUCAAAAACACAACCGUUAAUGCUGACCUUCGGUAUUUCGUGUGGGACGAUCCACCCAAGAUGGAGCCUCAUUUUCUCAACGUCUCUGAUUAUGACGAGAUGGUCCAGAGUGGAGCUGCUUUCGCCCGACAAUUCGAGAAGGAUGGGCCUGUCUUGGACAUGAUAGACAAGAAUAUUCUCAUGCGGGCCCGUAAUCGGGCUACGCCUGGUGCGUGGUGCACGGGCCGGAGGAGCUGGUUGAUGGACCCGUGUUUGCAGUGGGGGGACGUUAACGUUGUGAAGCCAGGCCCACAGGCGAAGAAGUUUGGGGAGUCGAUCGAUAAGCUUCUCGAUGAUCUGAACAUGAAUUCGAGCACGUGCUUGUGA